CUCUCUCUCUCUCUCUCCGUUCCUGCUAUUCGCAAAUGUGUUUAUUGUUAUUAAGAACACAAAACUUUAAGAGAAGGUGCAGAAAGGCCGAGUGUACAAGUGGCACUUUAAGACAGUAACCUAACGCCGCCCUCUAUCGGCCAGGGACGCCCCGCCACCAAGAGAGACGCCAUGGACCCCGCCAAGAUCCUGCAGAUAAUCACCAACAGCACGUGGAUGGUGACGCGGCUGGUGGGGAGCGACCCGGUGGAGUUCGAGAAGCAGAAGUACGUGGUGGAGGUGCCCGAGAACAGCGCCAGUGUGCCUCUCCUGCGCCUCACUGUCAAGCUCAACCCGCCUGGCAAAGUGGUGAAGUUCCGGAUCAAGUCAGGCAACGAGGGCGGUUACUUCAGCUUGGAAGACACCAGUGGCCGCCUCUCCCUCGCCCGCCCGCUCGACUAUGAGAGCCAGACGCAGCACGAGGUGGUGGUGGAGGCGCGGGCGGGGACGGGAAGGAGCGAGGCGAGGGUCGUGGUGGUCGUGAGGGACGUGAACGACCACACCCCCUCCUUCUCCAGGUCGUCCCUCCUCAUGCAGCUCACGGAGGGGGAUGGCCGCCACUUCCCCAAGACUAUUUUGAAGACGAAGGCAACAGACGGUGACAAGGGGAAGUUUGGUCACCUUUCUUACAGUCUCUCGGGGGAUGGCGUGCAUUUCCUACCCUCCUCCCGCUCCUCCUCCUCCUCCUCCUCCUCCUCCUCCUCCUCCUCCUCCUCCUCCUCCUCCUCCUCCUCCUCCUCCUCCAACGCCUCAUCCACGCCAAGCUUCGCAAUCGAUUCCUCCACUGGUGAUGUGCUGCUGCUGAAGCCCCUGGACCGCGACCCUCCCGACGGGCGUGCAGUGUGGCGCCUGUGGGUGACAGCCUCAGACGGGGAACUGCAGGCGUCCAUGAGCAUCACCAUCAACCUGAAGGACGUGAACGACAACGCCCCGCACUUCCCGGAGAGUCGCGUCACGGUUGCCAUUCCCGAGGACGCCCCGCUGGGCACAUCCGUUGUCCAAAUGACCGCUGUUGACCUGGACGACCCCCUGGAAGGCCACAACGCCCGCCUCACCUACUCCCUGGAGAGGAACGUGGUGGAGGCUGCGUCAGGGAGCCCCAUCUUCGCCGUGGACCGCCUGCAGGGCCUCGUGACCACCGCCGUCUGCUGCCUGGACCGCGAGAAGACCCAGAAGUACAUCCUGCACGUGCUGGCGACGGAUGGCGGGGGACUCAAAGGGACCAGCACGGUGGAGGUGGAGGUGAGCGACGUGAACGAUGAGCCUCCUCGUUUCUCCGUGGCCGAGUGGUUCCUGGACGUGAGGGAAGGCCACCCGCCCGGCCAGGUCCUCGCCUCCCUCACCGUCAUCGACCCAGACACUUGUAAUGACUUCGCGUUCAGGCUGGUGCCCGGCAGUGGACACGGGUGGCAGCUGUUCAGGGUGGAGGCGCAGCGUGACGGGACAGCUGAGAGGUAUAGAGGAAGAAAGGAGGACCCCGCUGGAGCAAUGGGGAAGCUGGACGGGCCAGGUAAAACUCGCGGCGUUAAUUCUGAGGAGUUUCCCGUGAGCGAAGAAAACGGGCGAGAAGGAAAGGGAAGCGCGAGGGUGGAGCUGAGGGCGGUGCGGGAGCUGGACUACGAGAACCCAGAUCACAGGCGAGGCUUCAGGUUUCGUCUGCAGGUGACUGACAAGGGAGCUGCGGGGUGGCAGGAGAGGCGGCGGGUGGGCAGCGCCUGGGUCAACAUCAACCUGGUAGACAGCAACGACAACACGCCGGUACUGCAGGAGAAGCACGCCCGCCGCACCGUGCCUGAGGACGCGGCCCCCGGCACCCUCUUGGCCUCCUUCACCGCCACAGACGCAGACGGGGCAGGUCGCGGGACCAUCCACUUCACCAUCGCCCCUGACAGCGAUCCCCACACCUUGUUCAGCGUGGACGCGGUGGGAGCGGUGCGGGUGGCGGGCGGCCUGGAUAGAGAGAAGAGCCCCGCCCACACUCUCCUCGUGUGGGCGUCAGACGAUGGUGUUCCACCCCGGACCGCCACAGCCACCCUCACUGUCGCCGUGACAGACGUGAACGACAACGCUCCCUUUCUGAGCGAGCCCAAGGGUGGUGUGGAGGUGGAAGAAAACGGGGAGCCGCAGAUGGUGACGAAAAUCAGACUCGACGACCCGGACGACUGGAAUCUGGGUCACGGGCCGCCCUUCAGCCUCGUCCUCGACCCCAGGGCGCCCCAGCACGUGUCCCUCCGUCGUCAGGGUGGAGUUUGAUCCCAAGGCGGAGGACGGGCGGGGGCAUUGGCGUGGUGUGGGUCCGCGGCGCACUGGACAGGGAGGAGAGGAGAGCCCUGUUGGUCCCAGUGGUGGUGAGUGACGGCGCCCCGCAGCCCUGUACUGCCACCCUCACCUUGACUCUCAACGUGGGCGACCAGAACGACAACCCGCUGACGCCCGCCGCCAAGACUGUCACGGCGCAUGUCCUCAAGUAGGAGGGAGAAGGGAGUGAAAAGGUGCCUCUGGGGAGAAUAUACGUGAAGGACCCUGACGAAGGCGCUGAGGGAGAGGACCUACGCCUGGAGGAGCGCCCCGCCCUUGCCUGGCUUCUCCCUGCAACAAGAUACUGG
Scylla paramamosain (green mud crab) is the source of this 2645-nucleotide messenger RNA. RefSeq names its product putative neural-cadherin 2. Bases 172 to 2292 code for a protein of 706 amino acids. Gene Ontology annotation, molecular function: cadherin binding; calcium ion binding. The record is from RefSeq and is a predicted model, not a curated record. Gene Ontology annotation, biological process: homophilic cell-cell adhesion. The transcript is spliced from 15 exons. Lineage: Eukaryota; Metazoa; Arthropoda; Malacostraca; Decapoda; Portunidae. Gene Ontology annotation, cellular component: catenin complex; plasma membrane.